Molecule: messenger RNA, 441 nt
Organism: Sungouiella intermedia
Lineage: Eukaryota; Fungi; Ascomycota; Pichiomycetes; Serinales; Metschnikowiaceae
Source: the annotation of a GenBank genome assembly
AUGGCACCUAAAAAGCAUUUGGUCAAACUUCACCUACAGCCAGACUUUCUUAGAACACUUCCAGUGUUCACGGUUCCAAAAGCUAAACGAGUCAAGAAAGUGGCAGGAGACGAGAAAAAGUCUACAGCAAAUUCGUCGGUGGCCGCAUCCAAGGGCCUGUCGCCUGCUCCAGAAGAACCUGCUAGUCACCGCAUCAAUACGGGGCCAAAAGAGAUGUCGACGGCUGGAUUGACCGUCAACAGUGUAAGCCAGACGCUCGAUAAGUCAGGUGCUCCAUGUAAGAAGUGGGUGCGGACAACACGCCAAUUCAAGACGUUCAGCGGAUUCAAAGUGAAGUUGAAGGCGUGGAAACAGAAGCCCGAGGGAAAGGUGAAAACGGAAAGGAAGAUCUCUGUUUCAGAUAUCGUGGAGUCAUCGGUAGAUACUGCUGUUACGGUAUAG